GACCAGGUUCCCAGAAGGAGCACCACGGCUGGAGUGCCCUCGGCUUCAGAAGAUGGGGUUCUGUAUCCUGUUGUUCUUAGCCAAUGUCCUCCUAACUUCAUGGUUCUCUUUUGCCAAAGGGGAAGGGAUAUAUUGUAAUUUUCCAAAUAUAAGACAUGGAAUAGUGUACGAUGAAAAGAAAUAUGAGCCAUUUUCACUGGUUCCUGGUGGGAAGAUUUUAUACUACUCCUGUGAAUAUAAUUUUGCGUCUCCUUCAAGUUCCUUCUGGAAUCCCAUAAUUUGCACAGAAGCAGGAUGGUCACCAGUUCCAAAGUGUCUAAGGCUAUGCUUCUUUCCUUCUGUGGAAAACGGUCAUUCUACAUCUUCAGGUCAAACACGCAAAGAAGGUGAUAUUGUACAAAUUGUUUGCAAUCAAGGCUACAGCCUUCAGAAUAAUCAGAGCACCAUCACCUGUGCUGAACAAGGCUGGUCCAGUCCUCCCAAAUGCAUUUCCCCCAAUAAUUCCUGUGUGAAUCCACCACAUGUGCCAAAUGCUGUUAUACUAACAAGGCACAAGGAUAAAUAUCCAUCUGGUGACACAGUACGUUAUGAAUGUAAUAAACCUUUUGAACUAUUUGGGGAUAUGGAAGUGAUGUGUCAAAAUGGGAUUUGGACGGAACCACCGACAUGCAAAGACUCAACAGGGAAAUGUGGGCCUCCUCCACCUAUUGACAAUGGAGACAUCACCUCCUUGUCAUUACCAGAAUAUGCACCAUUAUCAUCGGUUGAAUAUCAGUGCCAGAACUAUUUUUUACUUAAGGGAAAUAAGAUAAUAACAUGCAGAAAUGGAAAGUGGUCUGACCCACCGACCUGCUUACAUGCAUGUGUGAUAUCAGAAGAUAUUAUGGCAAAACAUAAUAUAGUUCUCAGAUGGAGGGAAAAUACAAAGACUUAUUCCCAAUCAGGGGAGAAUAUUGAAUUCAUGUGUAAACCUGGAUAUAGACAAUUCAGAGGAUCACCUCCAUUUCGUACAAAGUGCAUUGAGGGUCACAUCAAUUAUCCCACUUGUGUAUAAAAUUGCUAUACAAUUAUUAGUAAACCUUAUGGAUGAACAUUUGAUUAGAAAUGCACAUACAUAUUACUAAUACAGUUUGAAUUUACAUUUGAAAUAUUGUUUAGCUCAUUUCUUCUAGUAAGUAUAUAAACUUUUUUGUUAUAUGGUGAUUAAUCUUAGCAACUGUUGCCACAAUGGAAGAAGACUGAAUUCAAAACUUCUAAUCCAAAAUACGACAUGUCCAAGGACAAACUAUGUCCAAGCAAGAAAAUAAAUUCUUCAAUUUCUGUUUCUGUUCAGAACUUUUCAGAUUUUCAUGGAUACCUUUUAAUGUAAGGUUCUGAUUCACAGUUAGUAGAAACAUACUGACUCUGGCUUCAAAUUAGUAUUAUGUCCCAAACAUAUAACAACCAAACUAUCAUAUAUAAUAUCACAAAUGGAUAUAGCUAAGUACUCUAAGCUACUUUUGUAUCAAUAAAGAAAUGUAAGAAAGUUCUUGCAUAUGAACUUCUAAUACUUCAUACAUUGAAAUAAUAAAAUAUUCAAAUAAUUAUACAAAGGGAUUAAAUAAUUUCCUAAGGAUAUGACUCUAUUACUGUAAUAAUAUUUACAUUUAAACUAUAAAUAUUUUGGAUCACUUAUAAACAGGUAAUGAGUAUUGUCUUAGGGUUUUACUGUUUGUAAGAGACAUAUUAACCAAUAAAACUCUUAUGAAUAAUAACAUAUAAUUGGGACUGGUUUACAAGUUAACAAAUUAGACCAUUAUCAUCAUGGUGGAAAGUAUGGAAAUUUUUAGGCAGACAUCAUGCUGGCAAAGACACUGAGAAUUCUACAUCUGGAUCCAUAAACAGCAGAAGACCAUGUGCCACACUGAGUAUAGCUUGAGCAUAGAAACCUUCAAAAUCUGCCUCCACAGUGACAUACUUCAUCCAUCAAGACCACACCUACUUUAACAAAGCUAUAUAUCCUAAUGUUGUCACUUCCUAUGGAUAAGCAUUCAAGGACUUGAGUAUACAGGCCAUAGGUAUUGAAACUACCACAUACACAUGUACCCAAAUUAAUAAAAAAGUAAAAUAACAAUAAACACACUUUAAUUUAUUAAAACUACAGUUAUCUUUAGAGUUCAUAUUGUUAAGGGUUGUUAUUCAUUAUCCUAAAAUUGUUUCUUACAGUGUAUGGACAUCUCUUAUAAAUAUUUUGAUAGAGAAAACUGAUAUUUAUUCAGCAAAUACUGAGUGUUUAAUUUUGUAUAUAUAACCUUUUGUUCAUAUACAUAUACACACGUAUAAAUAUAUAUUACAUACACAUUAACUACACAUUUAUACGCAUAUAUAAUAGGCAUAUUAUAUAUGUUUAUAUACAUAUAUAUAUGUAUAUGUUUAUAUAAUAAGACAGUCUGAGAAAGAGAAGGAGUAAUUCACAAUAGUUCCUGUUUAACUAAGGUAACAAGUCAACAUUUCAAAAAUCUCUGUUACUGAUUAAUAAUCUGUUAGGUAUUUAAAAUAAAUUUAAUCCAACCCUG
Messenger RNA from Rattus rattus (black rat), 2555 nucleotides. Its product is annotated as complement factor H-related protein 1-like. Bases 53 to 1054 code for a protein of 333 amino acids. Lineage: Eukaryota; Metazoa; Chordata; Mammalia; Rodentia; Muridae. The record is from RefSeq and is a predicted model, not a curated record. The transcript is spliced from 6 exons.